AUGGCAGAUAUUUCGAAUCUUUUGGCAAUUCUUCAGAUUCCGGACAGGAAUAUCGAUGCUGAAACUAUACUUACCCAGUUCCUUACCCUGAGCGAUGCUGACAAGGCUACUUAUCGCUUAAGUACGGCAGAGAAAUUAUUCCCUCUUGUCUUUGGAGAUGAUGCUAUAGUACAGAGCGAUGUGAAUUUCUCCGAGCAGAAGGAAACAACUUGGUCUAUCAACUGUCAGCUCACUCCCGGUAUUAUUGUUACUCCGCAAACUCCUCAGGAUGUGGGCAAAGCUCUUGCGCUCUGUCGAUUUCUCGACAUAAAAUUCUCCAUCCGCAGUGGCGGCCAUCUUCACAAUCCAGGGUUCACGAGUAACGACGGCGGCGUGGUUCUCUUGAUGAAGAAAUUCAACGCUGUCACCCUCUCUGAAGAUCGCUUGACAGCAGAUAUUGGAAUCGGUCAAACCUGGUUUGAUGUCUAUAAAGCUCUCCAAGAGUAUGGACUCACAGUGACUGGAGGACGCCAGCCCUCCGUGGGCGUGGCUGGCCUGCUUCUGGGGGGAGGUCUAGCAUUUCAGAAUAGUGAGCGUGGAUUGAGCUCUCAUGGAGUUGUGGAAUAUGAGAUGCUGAUUGGACCGAAGAUCGUUUUGGCAGACUCGACAGUUGCCAAGGUCAACGCUACUAGCAACAAGGACCUCUUCUGGGCUCUGAAAGGCGGAGGUCCUAACUUUGGCGUCGUGACGAAAGUCACCAUGUCGACAUUUCCCAACAAAAUAUGGUGCGAAGGUCUAAUCUACGCGCCCGGAGAAAAUGCGAAUCUCUUCAAAGCCAUCAUGGAUUACCAUGGAGCAAGCGAAAAUGACUCCAAAGCUAAUCUAAUAUGCCACUUCAUGGAGGACGCUACACUGUUCAUUUUCCUUUAUGCCGACCCGGUUGAGCAGAAACCAGCUGUCUUCGACGCCUUUGAUAAGAUCGAGUGUGUAACCCGGGUGGUGCCAUCUAAGGUCUACACAAUCUUUGAGAUUGUUAAUGUCUUCGCAGGUGUUACUGCUACUGAACCUAGGAGCCACGAUAUGCGAGUGAUGACAAGUCGUCCUGACCUCGAUGUCUACAACGCCAUUGAAGCAUGCCGUCUACAGCAACUGGAAGCCGUGAAAAGUGUCCCCGGAGCUCGUAUUAUAAUGAAUAUUCAACCUAUUUCGUCCAGCGCUUCUAGGGCUUGCGAUAACCAAGGGGGCAAUCCUCUAGGCCUAAAGGCAGAGCCACAACAGUGGCUGCUGGUUAUGCUGGACUGGUUGAACCCAGAGGACGAGGCUACUAUGCUGGCUGCAAGCCGCAAGAUUGUCGACCAAGCCGAAGCCGUUGCGAAGAAGAAUGGGACUUACCUUGAUUUCAAGUAUUCAAACUAUGCUUCACGAGACCAGGAUCCGCUGGCUGCCUAUGGAUCUGAAAAUUUGAGCAAGCUUAAAUCUGUUGCGAAGAAGGUCGACCCCCAGAGUGUUUUCCAAAACCUGCAAAAUGACGGAUGGCUGCUUUCGAAGACUACCUCAUGGGAUAAUUGA
Molecule: messenger RNA, 1548 nt
Organism: Penicillium robsamsonii
Lineage: Eukaryota; Fungi; Ascomycota; Eurotiomycetes; Eurotiales; Aspergillaceae
Product: FAD-binding oxidoreductase
Exons: 6
Coding region: 1-1548 (515 amino acids)
Molecular function (GO): FAD binding; oxidoreductase activity
Source: RefSeq, a predicted model, not a curated record